CACUUUUUCGAGUACAGAGCUCGGAAUGACGAUCUUUGAUAUGUAUCCCUGAAUGCAGCAUAAGGUUAGCUUGGUAGCCGCUAGCAGUGGCAAACAAUAUAAACAUCGUUAGGUUAGUGAGUUUUGCUGGUUUCGUAUCUUAUGGCGCCUAAUUGCAACAGUGUUUAGAUUCCGCAAUGAAAAUACUGUGACACGGGUCAUUUUCGGGCUCGUUAUUGGCUGACUAAUAUGAUUAACGUAAAGUUAUAUCGUUAUACUGCUGGUAUUACUUGCUAACGUUAGCUAGCAUGCAAAGCAGGUCCACUAGCCCCAUUGGCUCUAUGAUGAAUUCCUUCAGCACAGAGCCUGAGGAUGUUGAAUGAAGGCUAAGACACACACCCGACAACUGCAACAAAUGGGAAAUGUCUAGCACAAAAACAGGUAGCUGGAGAGUCAGUCGGCCACACUUAACCAGCUUUUAAGUUAGUGUUGUGACUGAGUUUUAAAGUAUAGCUAUCACGCAACGUCGGUUGGUCUACCGCACCUCGCCGGGAACGCGUUGCUGCGCUUGCCUGCUAUAUAAGUUAAAUUGCAUCACUGUCCGACAGGAGCCUGAAGCUGUUUGUUGUUUUGAAACUACCUGUGUUAUUACAAAGGCACAAUGUAAUAAGAUUUUCCCUCAUUUUACAUUAUAUACUAUACAAUACAAUUUUAUAAGUGGGAUAUUCCAAUUAUGCUCGUAUAUUAGUAAUUAACGGAAGAGAAGUGCAGUGUAAUUGAGAUAUAUAGUUCACAUUUAUAGUAGUAUAAAUAUACUAUACAUAGACAUAGGUAUAAAUGUAUAUCCCUCACUGUAGGUGGGAAAUCAGUCAGUUGGUCAAUACAUGUCAUGUGCCAUGACCCUUCCACACUACAAGACAAGACUUUGCUCAGCAGGUGUGCUGUAAUGUUUCAACUCAUCAGUUUAACUCUGCUCAGAUGAAUUAGGUAUGUGGCCCGUCUCUCUCCCGCUGCCAGCCAUGCCAUCCCCAUGCUGUACACCACAGCCUUAACUGUGAGGAGAGAGAAGAUAUGAUGCACUGACCACAUAGUCACAAACUGACCAAGACAGCAUUACUCAAGAUGGAGAAGGUUCUGGAAAAUAUAGUGGCCAUGGUGAAGCAGCACCGAGAUGGGAUCCUCCUUAAAAAACUGGCUGUAGUCUACAGCCAGACAUACCACAAGAACCUGACUUUAUCCUCGCUGGGCUUUGACUCCGUGGCUAGCCUGGUAGCCUCUCUGGAGAAGGAUCUGGUUGUGAAAGGGGAGUGGGUGUUUCACAGAGACCAUUGUUGUGGAAGUCAGGCACGAGUGGGAGCUGCAGCUGGGACGUCAGCAAAAGCUACAGAGGACAGUGAGAAAGUUGCAGCGGUUCUGGAAAAUAUCGUGACCAUGAUGGAAGAACAUCCAGAUGGGCUUCAUCAGAAAAUGGUGGCUAUAGCCUACAGCCAGAAAUAUCGCCACAACCUAACCUUAGCCUCUUUGGGCUUCAAAACUAUUUCCUGUCUGCUAGCAUCUUUGAAAGAAGAUCUAGUUAUGAGUGGGGAAAUGGUCUUCCAUAAGAUUCACUACAAUCAGAAGCGACCAGAAGGUGAUAAGUCAACGAAAACUAUAGUGGACAGCAGGCCUGCAACUCCACAGAGAACUGAAUCACUUACAGGAGAAAGGAGCACUACCCCUAUUGUUAAAGUGUCGCAGGUAGAUGACAGCCCUCACUAUGUGCCUCUCACUCAGACAGCAGUCAGCUUUCUAGGACCCCCUUUGAUUUCCACUGGGUCUUUAUUUUCCUCCCACUAUCUCCCUGAUAACCCACUCUUUGCUGCAUCCAAGCCAGCUGAGCAACUGACCCAAGGGCAGCUCUACCACAGGGUCUUAGAGGUGAUGAAGAAGUACCAGUUGAGUGCUCCAUCAAUGGACCAGCUCCAAACCUUCUAUUUUCGGGAGUUUGGUGAACAGCUUCCUCUCGAACAGUACAUGUCUCUGUACGACAGCUGGGAAGCGUCUUACCCCAAGAAUCAGCCCGCUCAAGCUGGACCAACAGCAGAUCCCAGCACUGUUGUAUUGCAGACAACUGCAGCAGCCAAUGAUCCUGCAAGGGAGCCUGUAAAAGAGAAGCAGCAACCAGCCAUUACAUCUGACUUCCUCUCUGGCUCUGAAUUCCCAGAGCUGGGGGCAGAUAUGAACUUAACUAAAGAGCAGAAAAACAAAAUGAAAGAUUCAACCCAGAGAGGGGGCAGUGUCUCUGUCUUUAGAGAAGGUUAUCAUGCCCAGCUGAGAGAGAUCCAUGGAGCUAACAUGCGAGCACAAGAGUCCAUGGAGGAAGAUGAGGAGGAACUCACAGGGAGGAGGAGGAACAGGGUCGUGGAUCAGGAUACGGUCAACAGUCUGAUGAAGGAUGUAAUACGAGAAAUCGCUGCAGACGGAGCGCUGGUCACCCAAGAGAAGGUGAUAGCCAGGACAUGUGGGCUGUUGCAGAUUUCCUCUCUGGACGCUAUAAGGAUCAAGCCCUGGAAGAUUCCAGCUCUAAAAGACCUUCAGUACCUCAUGAGAGAGAUCAACAUGUUCAUAGAGUCCACCGAAGCAGUGUCAUCCAUUUGUACCCUGUACGAGCUGGGCCAGUCCAUGGCUGGCCUGAAGGACAAGAAGCGCUUUGAAGAGCUGAACCUGGGGCCUCUCUGCAAACUCCCACUCAUCCACCGCAUGUUCAAGAUUGACAAUAACACUAAGGAUGAUGAUAUCCACCAGAUUGAGACAAUAGACAUCUUAAAGCAACUUCGCCUUUUUCGGAGGAAGCAGAACAAGCCAAAAGUAGACCUGGCUGAGUUUAUGAAGUAUUUGGCUGACCACUACAACUGUGAAUCUCCCUACGAGCUCGGUAUCAGGAUACACAGCGUUGGGCUGCCUAUAGCGACCUUGCUAAAGGUGAGUCGUUGUGAGCACACCAUCAUGGAGCAAGCCAGGGAGGUCAUCCAGAAAGAGCUGGAGGAGGAGACCCAAGAGCGGCUGAGAAAGAUCAAGAAGAACGUGUUGGAGCAGUUGCAAGGGGCAGGUUCCUUCUCCACAGGUACCAUGGACCUCAGGAAAAAGUAUGCGUCCAUGCCAGCAGCUGAGGUGGUUCUGGAAGUAUUCUCACAUGCAGAGGGGGUGUUUAGUCCCAGGAUGACCAAGCACGUCCAGAACUUUCUGCUGCAGGUGUCAGGUGACCGACUGGCCACAGCUCUGUUUCAGCUGGCCAUCUGUGGUGGCUCCCUAGCUGUCCCACAGGACCUGGUGCCCAAAGACAAGGCACCCAAAACAAGCAAACAAACUAAAAACGAGGACAACCCCACCACAUCUCUCCCCAGUGAAGCCAAAGUGAAGCAGUAUCUUAAAGACAGCCUGUCCUCUCAGACCUCAGUCAUCACUUUGGCCCACCUUGCUUCUCUGGAGAGGAAGUUGACCAAACACUUCCAGAUCAAAGAUUUCCUCUCUUUAGAGCAAGGCAACUUCUUGGAGUUCCUGGUUAAACACAAUCAGCUGCUGCAGGACACUCUGGGGUCUACUCUGAUUCUGGGCAGUGGCAGCAUGGAACCUGCGGGCAGUGGUUUCCGACCCACCAGACAAGACUUGUUCGAAUUCAUCAAACAGUGUGGUGACUCUGCUGACCCAAAUGAACUUUCCCACAUUGAGUCAGCACUGAGGUCCCAUUACAGAGUCCGGGACAGUCGUGACCUCGGCUGUGGCACCCUGCAGAUGCUGGCUGGCCUGGUCCAGCGCCAGAAAGGCCUGGCUGGAGGAGGUCUGAGCCAGAUCUACUAUGAGGCUGCCCUGUUUGCCAAAUACGACAAAUCAAGUCUUGAAGGUGGGUGUGAGGCAGUGGGGUGCCUAGGUGAGAUGUCCACGGCACAGGCCCUGGACAGCUUGCUCUCCUGCCCUCUGCUGGAAGAUUUAAGUGAGUGGAGCCAAUGGGAGCUGAUCUUUAAACCCCUUCAUGGCUCCCUCAAAAAUUUCAUCGAAAAAAACGCAGCUAAUACAGGCCUGGCAGCGUUAGAGGUUGCACCAGGUGUGCUGCUCAGGAUCACCACACACACAGGAAACAAGUAUUUCUCUACUGCCGCCUUGACCCUUGACCCCGUUGGCACAGCUGGCCACCUGGUGUCCAUGGUGGUAGCUGAUGGCUUCGCCAAUGCUCCCACAGCCCUCUUGGCCAAUCACAUGGAGAGCUCCCUGGCAGCAGCUGUGGCCGAAGAAGAUUUGUCCCAGGCUGAAGAGGACAUGUUGUGUUACAGCAGAGCGGCCAACUUCCUCUUGGCAUGUUUAACACGAAUCCCCACCAGAACUUGCCAGGCUCUUCUGCAGCAGGUGUUUUUGGAGCCUUUCUUCCGUGUCUUGGGCCAGGCCAAGUCUAAGCAGGUCCUGAUCACUGCGGCCCAAUCAGACCCGAGGCACAUGAACUGCCUGCAUCGGCUCGGCAUCCUCUUGGGCAUCACAGAGUGGUCCAAAGACUACCAGAAAAAACUGAACCCACCAGAGAGCCAAAACUACAACAUGCACACAGCACCUGUGGAGCGGGCCAAGUCUAAUCUGUCUGUCAGUCAGUCUGACUCUGGGAGCAGCAUACAGUCACCUCCAAAUAUGAGUGAAGAUGAGUUUCUUGAGGAUAACAUCAUGGACAACAGCUUUGCCUCCUCCCAGCUCAACCAGAGCCUACAACAAGUUGACGGAGAGCAAGACAUAGAGGUUGAGGAGGAAGAGGAUGAAGAGGAGCUGUUUGAGUUGACCUCGCUGCCUAAUGGGGAGACAUCAGAUGUCAGCAUUGAAGCUGAAGGAGGCCAGGAUGAGGACCAGUCAGAAAUGUCUGAUUCUAAUGAACAGGAUGAUGCCAGCUGCCAAUCAGAGACCGGAUUAGAUCCCCAAAGAGCCAUAAUUGAGAACAUCAGGAAAAGUGAGUUUGGCAUUGGCGUGGAAUUGACUGAUGAAGGCCAGAAGCUGGUGCAGGCUCAUCAGAACAAGCUUGGCCGGAGCUUGGAGCGCCUCUCCACUGAACUCUACAGCAAAGACACACACUUUGUCCUGGAGCUCAUUCAGAAUGCCGAUGACAACAGUUACCCAUCUGAAGCCGGUGUGGUUCCAACGCUGGCCUUUGUGGUGGAGAAAGACUGCAUCACUGUUCUCAACAACGAGAUCGGCUUCCAGGAGGAGAACAUCAGGGCCAUCUGUGAUGUGGGUAACAGCACGAAGGGCAAACGCAAAUAUGGAUACAUUGGGCAAAAGGGCAUCGGCUUCAAGUCAGUGUUCAAGGUCACAGACCGUCCUGAGAUUCAUUCCAAUGGCUUCCACUUACGCUUUGACAAGAACUGCAGCUCCAUGGGAUACAUCCUCCCCCACUGGACUGAAGAUGAGAGGCCUCUGGAUCCACAGCUGAGGGUCAUAAAUCAAACCAGCUGGACCACUAAGAUCUGCCUUCCACUGCGCUCUGAGAGCCAUCAGACCAGGAACCUGUUUCAUGACGUGCACCCCUCCCUACUGCUCUUUCUACACCGCCUGCGCUCUAUUACCAUCUACAAUCAGAGUGAGAAGCGUCUUGUGACCAUGACCCGAAAAGAUCUGAGUCACAAUGUGUUAAAGGUGGAGCACACAGAGGGCGUAGAGCGCUGGCUAGUGGUCAAAACUACACUGCAGCCCAAGAAGAUCAAAGAAGAUGUUGAGUCGACUGAGCUUGCUCUGGCUUUCCAGCUUAUCAGCGACAACACAGGAAGUGACAUCCUAUGCCAGCCUCAGAAACAGCCCGUGUUCGCCUAUCUGCCCCUUCGCAGUUUUGGCUUUCGUUUCAUUGUCCAAGGUGACUUUGACAUCCCGUCCUCUCGUGAAGAUGUUGACAGAGACAGCUCCUGGAACCAGUGGCUUCGAUCUGAGAUCCCUCAGCUUUUCCUCCAGGCCAUGGAUGUCUUCACUGACCACCCAGAGUUCAGGGGGCUGAAGGGCCUCUGCCAGUUCCUACAGUUUAUCCCCCUACCUGACGAGGUGUUGGACUUCUUCAAGCCUGUUGCUGGGCAGAUUAUUCAGCUGCUUAAGGGCAAGGCCUUCCUGCCUACACUGAGCUCAGAUGGUAAGGUUGUGUACAAGCUGCCGUCCCAAGUGGCAGUCUGUCAGGACGCUGUGAUCCGCGAGGUGAUUGGCGGAGACGAGCUUGAAAGACAUUUGUCUCUGUCCUAUCUCCAUUCGGAUUUGAGCCCUGCCCCACCCACAUCUCUGCUCACUCACUUGGGAGUCCGAUACCUGCGGGGAUCAGAUGUUACCACGGUAACCACAGCCAUGGCCAAGGAGCUGAUGAGAGUGGAAGGCAUCCACACAGAUGGUGGUCUGCGACAGCUGGCCAAGCUGCUGGUUUGCAACUUCCGAGCUCUGGAGCAUGGCUACGGAGAGGCAGACUCCAUCUUGCAGACCCUCAAGGAUCUACCCAUAAUCCCCCUGGCUGAUGGACGUGUGGUGGCACUAAGCGAGGAGGGAGUGUUCUUUCCAAUGGAAGACACCAAGACCAAGAAAAAGAAAGCUCAGCCUCAGUCAGUAUCCCUGUCUGCACUGUACAAGGACGUAAGCGUAGUUCAUCCCUCUCUGUUGAGCUGUGUGGAGCCCCUGGAAAGUCAGCAGGUUCGAGAGCUGCUUAGAAGACUCGGAGUUCAUGAACUGGAGCCUCAAGAGCUGUUGGAGCAGCACAUCUACCCCUCACUACGGAACAACAAGUGGAAGUCGAAGCCCGAGGCAGUGGUGGUGAGCUACUUGCUUUUCAUCAAGCAGCAUUCCUCCUCCAGCCAGGACUACUCAGACAUUGCGGUACCUGUCCUCACCAGCAGGGGUCUGCUGUGCCCAGGACAGGACAGGGUGCACUUCUCGGAGGAGUACGGCAACAUGAACCUGCCAAAGCAACUGCCCGGCUGUGAUUGGAUCUUGCUGAGUCCCUGCUAUGUGCAGACAGAUGGUGAUGUAGCAGGAUGGAGAGAGCUGUUCAGCAGAUUGGGAGUCAGAGACGGUCUCAUCAUCCGCAAAGAGAAACAAACGCUCACUGCUAAAGAACUGGCCUCCAGUCCCUGGUCAGCUGAAAGCACAAAGUGGCACCAAAACCCUGGGGAGAGCAGUGUGCUUGAAGACUACCCCUGUGAGGAGUUUGAAGCUCUGGCCACAGCCCAGCUGCCUGGCUCCGUCCUCCUGCAGCAGAGAAUGGCCUUGCUGAACCUGCUGGAGACCAACUGGGACACCGGACACCGCUACUCUCAGUACCUCACCGCCCAGGUGAUUGACAGCGACGGACGGCCAAAUUGCAGAGCCAAGUCCUCCUUCUAUCACUCCCUGUGUCGUCUUGAAUGGCUGCCGGCCUAUCGCCUGCUGGAAGGGGACCAGCGAGAGAGAAAGUACCUGUGUCCCAGCUCGGUCUACCUGACCUCACCUGAGAUCAUCAGCCUGCUGGGAACUCAUGUCUAUUAUGUGGACAUAGAUCCCAGCGAGUUCAGCAGAGCUCUAGGAAUGAGACAAAGCAUCUCAGUGGAAGUUCUGAUUAACUACCUGAAGGAGUGGUGUGUCAAACCAGAGAAAGACAACCAGGAGCAGAGAACACCUGAGGACGAGUCAGAGGGGGCCAGUUUCACCACCACAGUUCAGCACAUCCACAGCGUAUACACCUAUCUGCAGACACACUGUUCCCACAGUGUCCUGAAGGAGCUGUUCCAGCAUACCCCAGCUGUAUUCAUAGAGUACAGGCGUUCUAACGACUGGUGUUCAGGACGCUUCUACCACCUGAAGGAGGUGUGCUGGAGCGAUACGACGAACAUGUUCCAACGCUACAGACAGCUGACUCACGGACCAGACAGCUCCAUUCAGGAGCCCAAAGUCCUGGCUCCCUUCUACAGCCAACUGGAAGGCAUGAGGGAGUUCUUCACCAGAAUGCUGAAUGUGGAUCACAGCCCCAACAUGAACCAGUAUGUGGGUUUGUUGGAACUGAUCUGUUCCUCAUCUCCCAUGCCAACUUCUGAAGUGCUACAGGAUGUAUCGGUGCUCUUUGCCAGGCUCGCUCAAAAGUGUAAAAUUCAGUUGUCUGGAGAACAGGAAAGCACCCCUCAGUACGAACUGAAACACGCUUACUGCUCCACUUUGAAAGGUAUGGUCUCGGAUAAGAGGGUCUUCCCCACCAAAGAUAACAACUGGGUGAGUCUGGCACACAGACCCAUGAUCGCUGACAACAAAGAGCUGGAGAAGAUCUUUAAACCUCACAAGCAGGUCUGCCUGCUCAACCUGCCACCAGCAGAGAAGAAGGGUGCUCCCAAGAACAAGAGUGGGAACUAUGGCCACACAGCCCCAGGGGAACGAGCUAACGCUGUACCUGCCUUCAACGAGGGGGACCGAUCUUUGUUUCUGGAAAUCUGCGGUAUUCGUCUGCUGUCCCAGUGUGUCAAGACUGAGCCUCAGACUGAGAACCUGAGGCCCUGUCCGUCCAUGCAGGCCAUGGUGCGCUCUGUCAUCCCCUACAUCCAGAGGUUCCUCUACCACCACGAGGAACUGGCUGACGUCUACUCAGACCUGAUCGACAGCAACAUAGGGGACAAAAUCAGGCGUCUUUACUUUGGACAGGUGGGUAAGCUGUACAUUCGCUACCACCUGGAUGUUGAGCACCUGGAUGUUGCAGGCAGUGACAAACCUGUGGUGGAGGUGCAGGAUGUCAUCUGUCUGCUGAAGGAUGAGAAGGAGCUCUACAUCCAGAAGGAUCACCUCUCGUCCAAGCUGGAAAUCUGCAGGGAGCUGGCGAAACUGUUCUGCACAGAGAGCAGCCACAGGACAGUUCUGACGCAUUUCUUGAGCACCCUGAUAACCUCGCUCAGUGACGCAGGAGCUCUGAGGACACUGCUGCGUAAAGAGGACAUCAGAGAGCUGCCCAGUGAGGAGGAGCAGUGGGAGGUCCCAGAGCCCCCCAAACCAGAGAUUAACCUGGAGAGAGUGCUAUCAAGGACUUACUCCUCCAGCGCCUCCCAAGAGGAGCCCUCUCGCCCUGCACAGGCGGAUGGCGAGGAGACGCUGGUUUGCUGGCCUCCUCGAGCAUCUAUACUGAACACAGGAGGCAGUCGUGCAGGCCAGGCAGAUGGAGGCGUAGUAGAGGCCGUUAUGAAGAUGUGGCCGCCUCCUGCUGCGCCUAAAGACAGGGACCCAGAGAAAGAAGUCGUGCCCAGAGAAGCCGGCCGCAUCAUCCCAAAGAGUCCCAGCAGCUGUGAAGGAAACCAGCCCCUCAAGAGCAGCAGCAGCAGCAGCAGGCCUCCAGACCAGAGAGUCCUCAGCCAUCCAGUCCAGCUUAACCCUGCUGCUGGGACCACCGACAUCAGCGCCACACCACAACCUCCAGAGCGCCGUCAACAGAGUGAGACCACUGAGUCGGGGAAUGGAGAGGAAAGCCUCACAGCUCCCAGAGCAGCACAGAGUCCUCCAUCUGGACAGCCUGCUGAGACAGUCAGCGACCAGCUCGCUCCAAACAGCCUCAUCGUCCCUGAUGCCGUGGUUCUUUCCGGGACGUUUCAGGGGACUGCAGGCACUGCGGACAUUCGUCCUCCUCUGAACCUGGACUUCUCCUUCUGCCACAAAGUCCAGCCUCCACAGGUCACUCUGGAGGACAUGGAGCUCACCUGCCAGCGACCCACCACCGUGGUGUUAUCCGACGAAGAGAUGGACGUGGCAACGAUCGGUGAGUGGGGAGAGCAGCUGGUCAACUCCUUCCUGUGCCAGUGGAGGGACAGCAGCGAGCCUGGACGGCCUGCGCACGUCCUGUGGUGCAACCAGAGCGGAGAGAGCGGCCAGCCGUACGACUUCAGGCUCACUUUCGGACACGCGGGAGGGCAACACGUGGUGUACGUGGAAGUGAAGUCGACCGUGAAGAAAGAUAAGUCGUUCAUUCACCUCUCUGCCAACGAGCUGGACUUCGCACUGAAAGAGAAAGAGCACUUCCACAUUUACAGAGUGUACAGCGCGGGAGAUGCCCUGAAUGUUCGCCUGUGCCGCAUUAGGAACCUUGCUCAGCAUCUUCACACCAAAACCCUGGCACUUUAUCUGUUUGUAUAAGUUUGUAUAAGUUUGUAUAAGUGUGAAGAUGUUUGCACUAUAACUCACAUCACAACGACAGGCACCUAACGUUUAUUCUAAGUGUUUUAUGUGCCUUUUUAAGUUUAUCCUAAUUGCACUGAUUUUAGUUCUUUGAAUUUAAUUCUUUUAAUUGUGCCCGUGAUGUUACCUACUGUAUGUUCUUUGCCUGUUCGUGAGCAAAAGACAAAUUUUAAAUAUUCCUUUUUCAAUCGUCUGACCAAAAUGUUAUUUUUAUUGCCAACACGCCGCACACAGGUGUGUGUUUUCUAGUCUAUGUACUAUUUUAAAGUGGCCAGUGCACAUUCUGAAUGUUUUUAACCCUUUUUUAUUCCCCCUACCUCACCUUUACUCCAGCAUUCCUUUGAAAUAAAAUCUGUUUCUGUGGA
Molecule: messenger RNA, 10499 nt
Organism: Toxotes jaculatrix (banded archerfish)
Lineage: Eukaryota; Metazoa; Chordata; Actinopteri; Toxotidae
Product: protein NO VEIN
Exons: 47
Coding region: 1102-10092 (2996 amino acids)
Source: RefSeq, a predicted model, not a curated record